This is a messenger RNA of Gongylonema pulchrum, 441 nucleotides long. The record is from the annotation of a GenBank genome assembly. NCBI's taxonomy places the organism in Eukaryota, Metazoa, Nematoda, Chromadorea, Rhabditida, Gongylonematidae.
AUUCAUCCGAGUUCAGCACUGCGCUAUACCGAUUCCACACCGGAAUUCAUUGUUUAUGAAUGCCAGGUGCAAACAUCAAUGAAUUUCGUGAUGAAUGUAUGCGCAGCAGAUCGCGCCUGGCUCAACGCCGUUGACGAAAACGUGCUGGAGGAGAAGAAAAAGGGCAAACUAGUGCCAUAUAAUAUUUGUUGUGGACCAACAGCUAAAAGAUGGAUUUCAAGUCAAAUGCCGUAUCUUCGAGAAGAGGUUGGUGAGGAAUGCUACCAAAUACAGAGCAUGGAUAAUCCAUACGAUAAGCUCCUAAUCUAUGUUUCAGUUAAAAAUUUGCCUAAAUUGGAGGCAUUCAUCAAACGAAUAUCUGAUGAGCAAUUGGGCCCGGUAUGUCGUCAAACCAAAGAAGUAGCAAUAACGCGUGCCGAUUAUUUGGUAAUUUUUUUUUGA